AUGAUCAACUCAACGUCCUUCAAAAAUGUACAUCCAUUAAACAGAAUAAUUGGCUUAUCUGUGAUUUUAUCCGUCGGUUUCCUUCUAGUGAUUUUAGCAGGGAUUUUGGGCAGCUGGUAUCCCAUAAUUAUUGGUAUCAUCUUUGCUGUGGCGCAUUUACCGGUUGUAAUUACACGGAGUAUUUCGGAUUCCUCAGAUUACGAUUUCAACUUUGACCCUUCGAAUUCAUCCAAUGCCAACUUGAUUGUAGAAUUUGGACAAUUCACUACGGCGUUUUUAUUGGUUACCGGUUUUUAUUUGCCGAUAGUACUACAUCACUCAUUGAUUUUGACCAAAACAGCUGUAGUGUUGACUAUUGCUGGGGGAGUAUUGAUAUAUGGCACUGUUUAUACAUUUAGUCACUAUUUUGACGAGCCAGAGGAGGAAGACGCAUUAGCUGAUCUAGGCGGAGGAAUUAUUUAA
Messenger RNA from Lodderomyces elongisporus, 462 nucleotides. RefSeq lists its product as uncharacterized. Gene Ontology annotation, cellular component: endosome; Vps55/Vps68 complex. The transcript has a single exon. NCBI's taxonomy places the organism in Eukaryota, Fungi, Ascomycota, Pichiomycetes, Serinales, Debaryomycetaceae. The coding region runs from base 1 to 462 and encodes 153 amino acids. Gene Ontology annotation, biological process: late endosome to vacuole transport via multivesicular body sorting pathway. The record is from RefSeq and is a predicted model, not a curated record.